UGUCUCGGAUCGGGAGGGGGGGGGUGUCAGCCGUCUUGGGGAGGGGGGAAAAGUGAGAAUCGGGGGCCAUGGAAAGGACUCUGCUGGGGGCCCUCGGCCUUCUCUUGGCUCUGGCGGGGGCCUCGCUGGAGGACCAGAAGGGCGAGGAGUGCUGGGCUUGGACAUACGGUCCGGCCUCGACGAUGUUCCCUUUCCAAUGCCCGAAGAGCCUGGACGGGGCGGACGCCCGCUUUUGCUGCGGCCCUUGCCGCUCGCCCUUCUGCUGCGCCUCGGAGGAGGCCCGCCUGGAUCAGAAGCAGUGCCUGCGCGCCCUGCGGCGGCUGGGUGCGCUCCCGAGCGCCCCGGUGGAAGGAACGCGCCUCCCCUCCGCUCGGCAGGCGCUGAAGAGGGUCAGGAAGGACCAGGGCCCGGGAGAGAACACCAGCCGCCCGCCUCCCCGAGAGCCGGCGACCCUCCCCAGCGGCCACGCCGCCCAAAGAGAGGAGGCCCGCCCUUACACCCUCAGGCCAAGGCCCACCCUGCCUCCGGGGAGGACUCAACCAGGGAUACAUGGAUUCAUCUGGGUUCUCCUUGGAAUAGCAGCUAUUUUAGCCGUUUUCUGUGCUAUCUGCAAAUUUUGUCCCAACCCCCAGGAAUGUUACACAUACCUACGGCACGGUCAGUUCACCCCUCCCACCCCUCCUCCGGUGCACUACAGCGUCCGACCUCCCAGCCCUGCUGCCGUGCACUUUGACAUUGGCCCUCCACCCUAUCAGAAAGAUGAUGAUCUGCCGCCUUACUAUCUUCGGAAUCCUUUCGACGCCUUGGCUCGCCCUACUGCACAGGACAGGGCUGCUUGCAUGGAGCUGGGUGUCAUAAACCUUGGCUUCCAAGAAGGGGGAGCAGCUACGGCAUCAUCCGUGGCCCGUGUGGAUUCCUCAGCUUCUGAUUCUACAGGAGAUUCUGCUGGCACAGGAGAAGUUGCUGCCAAGCAGGUGCCCUCCUGUGCAGGAGAGGUUGCCAGCCAGCUGGUGCCUUCUGGCGCAGGACAGGUGGUGCCUUCCGGCGCAGGACAGGUUGCUGCUCAGGUGGUGCCUUCCGGUGCAGGACAGGUUGCCGCCCGGGUGGUGCCUUCCGGUGCAGGACAGGUUGCCACCCAGGCGGUGCCUUCCGGUACAGGACAGGUUGCUGCCCAGGUGGUGCCUGCUGCCAAAGGAGCGGUCAUAUCAGCGCCGGAACCUACCAGGAAGAGAAAAGCUGGCCCAUUUGCAAUCUACUGGGAAAGCAAAGAGUCAGAACUGUAGCUGAAGAUUUCAUGACGCUUGGCUCCUCUGCCAAAGCAAAACCCUUCUCCGGGUGUAUUACUAAUUAGUUUGUUUUUAGAAUCAAGGGGGAUUAGAAAUGAACAAAGCCCAAUCGUGAUUAUGCUUUUAAUCUUUUUCUUAAAUUUUUUUUGUAGGACUGUCUUUGUUGAAUAUUUUUGCUCAAAAUGAUUCUUAAUCCUUUUU
Messenger RNA from Pogona vitticeps (central bearded dragon), 1487 nucleotides. RefSeq lists its product as uncharacterized. Lineage: Eukaryota; Metazoa; Chordata; Lepidosauria; Squamata; Agamidae. The record is from RefSeq and is a predicted model, not a curated record.